Messenger RNA from Quercus lobata, 1224 nucleotides. Its product is annotated as putative FBD-associated F-box protein At5g56700. The transcript is spliced from 4 exons. Lineage: Eukaryota; Viridiplantae; Streptophyta; Magnoliopsida; Fagales; Fagaceae. Bases 1 to 1224 code for a protein of 407 amino acids. The record is from RefSeq and is a predicted model, not a curated record.
AUGGCCACUAGCAUCUUGUCAAAGAGGUGGAAGCUCCUUUGGAGUCUGGUACCAAAACUCGAAAUCAACAAAUUAGAAUUAUUCUGUGAAACUGCAGAUCAUUUUUCCAGAUUUUUGGAUCUACACAAAGCACCGUACCUCCAGACUUGUCGCAUUACAUACGACUUUGCUGAUUGCUGUUCCGAUCUUGUUGAUACAUGGGUUAACAAUGUUGCUGCGCGUGAAGUGGAAGAACUCGAUCUUGUGAUUAACCGUGAUAAUGACGAAUGGAAACCUUUGGAGUUGCCUCAUAGAGUUUAUUAUUGCAAGACAUUAGUGGUUCUGAAGUUACUAGGCAGAAUUAUGAUUGAUCCUCCUCCGUCGUUUCAAUUCCCAAGCCUAAAGAAACUUGGUCUAUUCCGUCUUGCUUAUAAAUCCAACUCUUUUUUUAGGCUCCUCUCUGGCUGCCCUGUACUUGAAGAUUUGUCAUUUGAAAGAGAAUAUUCAGAGGGUGUUAACAAUUACAAAAUAUGCGUACCUACGCUGAAAAGUUUAAGUAUAUCUCAAUAUGAUUGUGUACAAUUUGACUACGAUAAUGAGAUAAACCCAGACAAUGAACUUAAUUACAAACUUGAGAUACACGCCCCAGCUAUUGAGUACUUUCAAUUUAAUGGUCAUUUGGGCGAUAUCAUUUUCCUUAAAGAACUAGGUAACUUAGUUCAUGCAGAUAUUAAUAUUUGUACAUUUGAAGCUGGAGAGCAUUGGGAGGAGGAAUGUUAUGCAGAUAGGGUAUUCAAGCUUCUUGACACACUCUAUAAUGCCAAAUUACUGUCAUUUUUUUCUGGUUACUCAAAGUGUCUCAGCAAUGGUUGUACUUAUCCCUCCCAAUUCCAAAAUUUGGAACAAUUAGACUUUAUAGUGAAUACGUGGAACUGGCAUAUGCUACAAGCCUUGCUCAAAAAUUCUCCUAAUCUAAAAGUUCUUGAUGUUACUAAUAAGUUAUGCUGGAAGAAGUCACCAGCUGAUCCUGUUUGUCUGUCAUCACACCUUGAAACUUUUUAUUUUAAUGAAGUUAAAGGUUUGGAACAUGAAAUGGAAUUUGUAAAAUACAUUCUAAAAGAGGCAAGUAUCUUGAAGCGCCCAAUGACAUGUCUUCUUACAGUUAAUAAGAUGGUUUAUAGUAGUCAUGAUGACCCAUUUUUAGGCUAUCUGAGCACAUAUAUCGUAAAUGAGUUUGGAAUUUGA